Molecule: messenger RNA, 543 nt
Organism: Pseudomassariella vexata
Lineage: Eukaryota; Fungi; Ascomycota; Sordariomycetes; Amphisphaeriales; Pseudomassariaceae
Exons: 1
Coding region: 1-543 (180 amino acids)
Source: RefSeq, a predicted model, not a curated record
AUGUCGUCACCACUUGAAUCAGGAGACAUGGAUAGGUCGGCGUGGAAUUCGCAUCCGUUUAGGUGGAUUCUGGUGCCAAUUCUCAUCCUUCUCGUGGCUGCCGCCAUCAUAACAUGCUUGCGAUACAAAAGACGAAUGCAAUACCGCGGGUACGGCAUAAAUGCAAGCGAAAGGGAUCUGGAAGGUCAGGGACAGAAUCGUCGGCCGAACUCUCGGUGGCAAUGGGCUGGAGCGGAUGCUCCUCAGGGGGCGGGUAGGAGAAGACCAGGCUUUGGCUUCGGUUUGGCCAAUCGUGAAGAAGGCCUGAAUGAGCUGGGCGAGGCACCGCCUGCUUACACACCGAGCCAUAAGAGGGCGAAUACCGAGGAGGAUGUUGAGCUGGAGGAUGUGACAAGACCGACUCCACAAUCAUCUUUGUCACAGUCGAAUUUGCAAACCUUACCGGAAGCGAGACCUGACGUGGCUAGUCCACCAGGAUACGACGAGGCUUCCCAACCUCCUUGGCCAGCAUCACCUCCAGCUGCGGCUGUUGGACAGCACUAA